CAGGGAACUUGUUCUGCUUUCAUCAAUGGCGAUGCUUAUGUUCUCUAAGUGUCUUGGAAAGACGGAUAUUGGGAAGAGGCUGUCCUUUCCAAUCAAGGCUCUGAAAUGUCUUCCAGGUUACCAGGAGGGCCAGCACAUGGUGGAAUUUCAGGUAAGGGAUGAGGAAGAUCGUGUCUGGACCUUCUACUGUUCUACUCGGAAGCAGAAGCACCCGAAACCAGUUCUUAGCAAGGGAUGGAGGAGGUUUGUUUGCUUGAGAAAUCUCAAAAUUGGUGAUAAAGUUGAGUUCUACAAGGAAGAAGAGAAGGCUGGUGGUGUUGGGUACUAUGUGAGGGUGAAGAGGCCAGUAAUAGUAUUUGGGGCUAUGAUGGGUCUUGUCCCCAUCUCUUGCACUGCUUAGGCCAAUACAUAUAGUUUUGAUGUAGAAUUUAUUGUAAUGUUUAGUUGUUAAGUUCUAUGCAAUUUUAAGCUUUUGUAUUUAGAGCAAUUUUAAGCUUUUGUAUUUAGAGCAUCUCUAACCUCAAUUACUGGAGAAUUACUUGCUAUUCUUUAUGGUAGGCCUAAAUGGAAUGAGUAAACAGACGACAAAAAC
Messenger RNA from Rubroshorea leprosula, 592 nucleotides. NCBI's taxonomy places the organism in Eukaryota, Viridiplantae, Streptophyta, Magnoliopsida, Malvales, Dipterocarpaceae. The record is from the annotation of a GenBank genome assembly.